Messenger RNA from Dreissena polymorpha, 3839 nucleotides. RefSeq lists its product as uncharacterized. Gene Ontology annotation, molecular function: sequence-specific DNA binding; DNA-binding transcription factor activity, RNA polymerase II-specific. The transcript has 8 exons. NCBI's taxonomy places the organism in Eukaryota, Metazoa, Mollusca, Bivalvia, Myida, Dreissenidae. Gene Ontology annotation, biological process: cell differentiation; regulation of transcription by RNA polymerase II. The coding region runs from base 47 to 2386 and encodes 779 amino acids. Gene Ontology annotation, cellular component: nucleus. The record is from RefSeq and is a predicted model, not a curated record.
GCCAUAUUGGGAUAAAUGCGUAAGUGUAUACAUGUACCCAGUGUAAAUGCCUUUAUACUUGAAGGCAGCCAUUGUUUCAAAAGUUUCGCUUUCACAGCGGGAAACUUUUGCAAUGGCGACGGAUGCGGCAGAAACGGGUAGUCCGUUGCAUUGCGCUACCUGUGAGAAAGAAAAUACGUGUUUAGUCCCUGCCGAGGAUGAAAUACAUGCGACAAAUGGAGAUCACGAAACGGAUGAAGAAAAACUAAUAACAGACGGCUCAUUUGAAAUUAACAAUGCAGUUGUUGUGAUUCCGAAUGGUGAUGAAUCAGACUCUGAAAAUAAAACCAAGAAUGAAGCAGGUUUUAAUGACAAUCUGAAAAGUGAUGUGGGCAAUACAGAAAGUGAUGCACCUUUUGUAGAUUCCGAUCAUAGAGCAGCAGAAGUCAAUGAUGAUAUACCGGUAAACGUAAUACAUGAAAAUGAUGACACGGGUGCGUACAUUUCUGCCGAAAGAAAACGUGCGCUCAGAGGCGACACUUUGGCGGCGGUCCCCAUCUCUUCACACGAAGAACUCCCAAUAAGCAAUGAACCGUGUCCAGUUGAUUCUAAUAUUGUGCCGGAAGUGAACAGCUCUGUUAGAAACGACGAUACUGAUACUACCGACUCGGCGACGCCGGAAGGGAACAUCACUGUCCAGCCUGAUGUCAACAAUGAAACAUAUCAGCCGCUGAUCGUCACCCAGUACAAAUUUCUGCCAUUAUCGACUCAUGAAUAUCCGGUUCAAGUCACCACUGAUCAACCUCCGCCGGAAUCCAUGACAAGACACGCGUACGUUGACCCUCCGACCUACUACCAGCAUCACGCGCUUUCACAGCAAGCGGCGACAUAUCAAACCGAGGCUUCAGUUGAUCCAACCGUCGCGCAGUCGUAUCCUCCGGAAAUAGCCGAGGCUUACCGACCCGAUUCAUCAAAUUCGGUGAAAUCGGAGACAGUGGACGGCGGGGCGGCAGAGCAGGGCGCUUCCGGUACCAUGUGGAACUACUACGGUCCACAUCGACCGAACAUGCCCGCCGCUAAUGAGUACGCAACAUUUUCACAGUACGUCGAAUAUCAGAAACACUUUGAUAUGAGUCAGGGUUAUCAGGGUCAAGGCCAAGAGCAGUCGAGGUCACAUAAUGACCCCAUGUUGCCGAGCGAGACAGACGCGGAUGAGAUGGCGGCCUUUGCGGCACAGCAGGCGUUCGUGUCAGGCUCGCGAGCAGGCGGGGAAGCUUUCUCAAACUUGAAGAGAGAUUGUUCCCACCCGAAAUACGGCGCGGAUCUUAGUGGCUCGUCUAUGGCAACGCCGGCGAAGCGGAAGUACAAGAAAGUGCGCGUGCCACCAGACCCAAUGAAGUGGCAAAUCAACAACGUCAAGGACUGGCUGGGGUGGUGUGUGGGCGAGUACAGUCUCGAUGACGUCAUCGACGUCACGAAGUUCCCAGAUGUGACCGGGAGAGAACUCUGUCAGAUGCCACGUGACGAGUUCGCCAAGCUCCUGGGCAACUUUGAGGCUGCGCAACAUCUUCUGGAUCACAUAGCCUUUCUGAGAGAAGCGUACAAUGCAGGUACCGACAGCAGUUCACAGGAAGGGACUCCAUCGGGUCCCCACCCUCAGGUCUACAUGCACAACAGCGGAGGCACGUGUGUCACCAAGAAUGACGCCGGUUUUGGGAAAUGCUGGCCCUCCCCCCACAGUCCAACAUCAGGAUAUGGUUCACCCCCACCCGUUCCUGGGUUGAGCAAGUCAGGGUUCGAAUCCCCUCACUCAGCGUGGAGGAACACUCAGGACGCAUAUCAAAUACUGGGACCUAUUUCUGCAAGGUUUUCGAACAGUGGAAGCGGACAAAUACAACUCUGGCAGUUUUUGCUGGAACUACUUUCUGACAGUCGGAACUCCCAGAUUAUUACGUGGGAGGGAACCAACGGAGAAUUCAAGUUAUCCGACCCCGACGAAGUGGCCAGAAAAUGGGGCGAAAGAAAAAGCAAACCAAACAUGAACUAUGAUAAAUUGAGUCGCGCGUUGAGAUACUAUUACGAUAAGAACAUAAUGACCAAAGUGCACGGGAAGCGUUACGCGUAUAAAUUUGACUUCCACGGACUAGCUCAGGCAGUGCAACCGUCGACGGAACACACAGCGUAUAAAUACCCACAAGACAUGCUCAUGUCGGCUGCCUACCCUCCGCCAAAAUUGAAUCUCAUGCCUCCCGCACAUGCACAGAUGACGUCAUCGACAUCCCCGUCUAUUUUUGGAGUGGGGAAUCCCUAUUCUUGGCCAGUGACGUCGGCGGGAUAUUAUCCUCCGAAUAUUCCGAGUCAUGUCCCGCACGGACAUCUUUCAUCGCAUAUGCCCUCGUACUAUUGAUUUCUUAAACCUAGAACAAUUUUUGUAUUACAAAAAAUGCCAGAAUAUGUUAUGUAAGAUACUACACAUGUAUAUUUUACCCAACUGUGAAUAACCUAUCUCAUUUGCCACAAGUUUUAAUGCGCAGAAUACGCUAAGAUAAAACGGUGUAUGAGAGAAAAUCAGAGACGAUUAUGAUUGUAUUGUUUAGCAAAAACUGGCCAUGAAUAAUUACGACUGACCGUCUAUCAUUAUGACUGACAACGCAUUAUAAUGACUCACCAAACAUAAAAUGACCUACAACGCAUGAGAACGACUUACAACGCAUUAUAACGACUGACAACGCAUCAGAACGACGAAAAGUUAUUAUGUCUUAUAAACAACGAAAAGCGAAAAAUUAUUUAAUUAUAGAAUGAUCUGAAAUUUUGUUUUGAAAUUGUUAUGAGAACCAUGGACGAAUCCACAAUUUGAAGGUAUUUUUUCUUCACUAUUAAGUCGUACGUUUCGAAGAGUGGUUAAGCAAAUUAGUAAUAUUUGUUGAUGCAUUUUCAAACAAUGUUAUAUUUAUAUGAUAUUGACAUUACAUGCAGAAUCUAUCGCAGAAUCUAUCGCGGGUUUAUCAAGUAAUAAAUUCUAUUAAACAGAUCUGAACUUUUAAAAAGACGCAUAACAUAUAGUUAAGAACUAAAUUACUCGCGUCAUGAGAAAAUGGGUCUUAAGCAAUUUGCAGCUGCGUUGAUUUAGCCCAGCUUGAGCAACUAGGCUGGUUAGGAGCAACCCUGUCCGCUUAUGAGACCACGAAACAGCGUUUUGCAGGCAUGGCUUGAGCUACGCUGGCUGCAUAUGGCAUAGGGGCCAUUUUCGCAUGACGUGUGUCAAAUAUUAUUUUAUAUAGCAUAUAUAAUGAUUGAAGAUAUGUUGAUAUUUUGCCAUGGGCAUUAGUCCUCCGGUCGAUUAGUCCAGAAGCGAUUGAACGUCUGUUUAUAUGUUUUCUCUUCUCAAUUUCGGUCAGUUUCACCCUGACAAUUAUAUUUUUUCUGAAAAUGAUCAUUGCCGUGCUCUGUGAAACAGGGAUUAAAUGCAUGUGCGUAAAGUGUCGUCCGAGAUUCAGGGACGACACUUCCGCCUAAAUUUGAAUUUUGCUAAGAAGAGACUUUCUUGAAACGAAAUAAUAUCAUAAAAGCGGAAAGUGUCGUCCCUGAUUAGCCUGUGCGGACUGCACAGGCUAAUCUGGGACGACACUUUACACACAUGCAUUAAACCAAUUGUUCACAGAGCACGAAACAUAUAUUUAUUUGUUAAUUAUUUUGACUUUAUUACUACACAUUAAACCGUUUUGUUCGUAUAUUUGUAUUACAUGUUCAUACUUAUUUAUAAUGUGUAGUAAACGAAUGUGCUAUUAUUGUUAUUCUAUUGAAAAUAAAAUGUAUCUUCGAAAUUGAAAACAAUUAUUUAUUAAAAUAUUGACACUUUC